Molecule: messenger RNA, 4179 nt
Organism: Coccidioides immitis RS
Lineage: Eukaryota; Fungi; Ascomycota; Eurotiomycetes; Onygenales; Onygenaceae
Product: WD40 repeat protein
Exons: 5
Coding region: 331-3558 (1075 amino acids)
Molecular function (GO): protein binding
Source: RefSeq, a predicted model, not a curated record
GGAAGAGAAGAAAAAGAAUAUUAAGCACGAGGGAGCAAAAAAAAAAAAAAAAAAGGUUCCUAUGAGUUCCCUCGUCUCAGCAGACAUCCUGUGAUGGGCCCACUCGAUCGAUCUCCCACCCGCAAUUUUAAUGCCGUCAGUCCCAUCGCUGCGAGCUCCGUCAGCUUGGAAGAGUUCAGAAGAGAAACUCAUCCAUCCACUCUUGCUAUCACUUCUCAACCAUAUUUCACCCUAUCGCAUAGCCCUAGCCACUUUCCUCAUAUACCGGAGAGUCCAUCCGCCCCCGUGGGGCGGAAGGAGAAGCGUUAAGACGAGAUCCCAUUGCUUGCAAUGGCCGCCGUCGGCUCCAAGGUCAGCCUCUUGGCAAACGUGUGGAAACUUUUGGGGAUUCGGCACGACGUCGACGAUAUCAUCCUAGAGCUUCUCGGUCGUUUCUCUUUGGAAAAGGUCUACUCCGAAUGCGAUCCUCAGACAUAUCAGCGCCUUGUCAUUGCCCUGUUGGCCCGCCUCAAUGCCAUCUACUCCCUUCAACGCCUAUCUUUACCGUCUGAAAGCGAGCAGGCCGGCCAGUAUCUGGGCUUUUUGGCAAGUUGGGAAGUCGUCGUACGCUCUGUCGAAUUCAUCCUGCAAAUAAUAAUCGAAGGGCGGGACAGCUUCUGGGAGGCACGGCCUCUACGAGACAAGUAUCUUGCUGAACUGCUGUGCGUCGCAUUACGAAUAUUGAUUCUACACCCAAAGCCACCUGGGGGCCACCGGGUUAAAGAGCGCAAAGAUCGGUUUGCACGCAUCCACGGCUCGCUAGAAAAAUUAUUCGACAACUAUCCCGAUCCUAAGUCAUUCCUCCUCUGCACCUGCAAAGCCAUCACCGACGUCUUGCGUAACGACCCCAAUGCCCUUCCGCUGCCCUCCAAGUUACGCUCAGAGCUACCCAAUUUGACAACGCAAUUGUACCCCUUGCCGGAAUGUCUAUCACCUGGUUAUGUUUCUACUCUUGUCGAGAACGAAGAGGCUUCGGAGCAAUGGCUGGCCCAGUUUCUUGCCCUCAGGGAUGUAUCACAUUUCGUGGUGGGCGCUUUCAUCCAAUACAUCGUGGAUGAAGAGACCUCCGACGCUGACCUUCAAGCGUCUUGCGCAAACUCUCGGAAUGCAGUUUUAGUUUCGCUGGACAGCUUUCGAAUACCUCAGAGUCUCUCCAAAUUGGAGAUGAUAGAAACCUUUAGUGAAAUUUUCCGGCUCAUUCUACCGGAUACCCCAAAUGUAAGCAUUGAAGAUGCAUCGAAAUUAAUGUUCGACGAAGAGGCAACAGAUGCGAUCCAUGCCUUUUGUCUUUCCCUUAAUGACCGCCAAGUGGUCCACCGUGUGAGCGAUGCUCACUUAAUGAAUGCUAUGGCAAGUAUACUUGACAACGUCGCGCUUUUCGUUGAACCUGGUCCGCGACCUCGAUCGGCCUACCAUAGAGCGUAUGCGUUGAAUUGUCCCUCUUGCCAUUUUGUCGAACAUUUUCAGUUCACAGAUGCAAACAACUUGAAAAUUCCGGACCCAUCUGAAGUCCCAAUGAUCAAGCUUCCGGAAGGCACAAAGUGCGUUCAAUGCGGUGAAGCGGUUACUGUUGCGCGGGAGAUCUCACUCGUUUGGCAGGCCUGGGAUGCCUUAAAACUAGUGGAAUGCAACGCCGACACUAUUGGUGUAGAAAGGCACUUGCCUACUCAGUUUCAGCUCUUACCUAAAGCCGGGACCUGCGUGCCGGCGCAAACGGCCGCCGGUAAUCACGCUGACAUCGGAGUUCCCACUCUGCAUGAACCAAAGCUUCCCGGGCCAUAUACACCUCAUGCAGAAUAUACCGGCUUCUCAAGCGCGGGACCUUCAGAUAAACCCCAUUUUUAUUCUCCUGAUCUCGUAUCUCCAAUCUCCCCUGACCAACGGCACAGAUAUGAUUCGCCACUCAGUGAAUUCGCCAGACCGGAGUUCCAGUCUUCAAUGAAUGACACAAUCCAUAAUAGCAGCCUGCAAAUUUCUCCAAAUGAGAGGGUCUUGAAUAGCCCAGUCGAAGGGACCCUCCCUCCAUUUGGCACAGACUUCUCAACGAACCACAUUGAACGCGCGAACUCAAGGGCAUCGUUUCAACCCAUACCACUUUCACGGACACGUACCAUUUUAACUUCAGAUAAGAAAGGUAAGUGGAUGUCGAAAAGAAGAAAGGAUCCGCCUGCCUCGUCAGUUGGUGAUACGAGCUCCUUAUCUUCUGGGACUCUAGAACGCCAGAAAAUGGAAGAAAUUUCACUCAAGGAUUUGAUCAGUUUAUCCAAAGUGCAUGGGAGAGGCAAGGGGUCAAAAAACAUAAAUGUGUACCUCUCUCAGAAUUCAACGUAUGCUCUUUUCUGGAUGCAACCAUCGAUACACAUUUGGGACGUGGGCAUGUCCCCGCCCACACCCAUCCGAGCAAUCUCAACAGAGAGCUCUUGUCUGAUGGCUGCUGUGACGAAAACAUACUUAGCAUAUGUCAUUGGAACUCGUGACCAAAAACUCACGCUGCGAAUUGUAAAUCUCGUCCAGCCCACGGCAUUGGUGCUUGAGUAUCGUAUGCCGUCGACGUUAUGGUGCCGCAGCAUUGCAAUGAGUCCCAAAGAAAACUAUGUCGUUAUCGGAUUCGAGAACGCCACAGUCCGAUUCUUCAGAACCACCAAUACCGAACAGCCCAGAGAGUUCCGCCUUCAUCCAUAUCACAAACAAUGCAGAGGCUGCCCAUCUGUGGACACGUUGUCUUUCUCUCACGACGGUAUUGUCCUCCUUGCAAGUACGAGAAAUCCAAAGAUGGGUAUGAUCCAGACAUAUAUGUGGUCAUUUCCCUUCUUAGAAUUUCGGGAGCUCGUAAAAUGCCGAUAUUACGUACCUUUGCACGAGUCAGAAGACAACGGAGUGUCGACAGCGCUGUAUCGGCCGUCAAGUUCUCCAGACGAGGAUUUGGUGUGCAUCACCACCUGGACACAGUCCGGCGUUCCCCUCCUCAUACAGCCAGAAAAUGGUCAUAAAGCCGAGAUCAAACCCGAUGGCACAAGGCGCCUUGGUAACCGUAUCCAGUGCGCAGCGUUCUCGCCAUCCGGCAACCAACUAGGCCUUGUUAAUGAUAAAGGUCAAUUGUAUCAACUGUCUAAUCUCAACUCAAGUAUCAUGGAGUGUCGAAAGCUGGCAACGUCAAGGGAGUUGACCUUGAAAUCCGAAUCGUUCGCCAUGUCAUACAUGUCGUUGCAUGAGGAAGAGUCGGUCGUUUUAGCUUGGGUUGAAAUGCCCAAGGGUGUCGCUUAUAUCAAAAAAGUUCCAAUAACUUCCGCUGGUACGGAAUAUCAGAUCUCAACCGCUGGCGACGUUGCUGAUGUACCUUUCUCCGAACUUCCUGGCGAUACAAGCUUGACAACCCCUGAAAAACCAGCCAAAGAGCCCGGCCGCUUGUUAUCACCUGUUUUUCGACAAUACAUGUCCUUCGGCGAGAGUAAACGGUCGCAGAAAAAUGCCGUUGAAAUGCCUGCAAAUGAUAUCCAUGCGACGAAACGAGUCGACUAGAUUUCACGGAGAAAGUCGCCCUUUCGAAACCGUCACGGUUGCCGCCUGCGUUAACUGAGGAGAACAUGUCCAGCUAGGAUCCAACCUUGAGUAUUUAUCUUGGCAUAUCGCAUUUGUCGGUAUCGCCUUCCAAAUAUCAUCCCGGACACUGCUAAUCUGUAGCCUUAUAAGUCAGGCGAAGGCCCUGCUUUAUCAGCGAUCAUCCUCUUUUCCAUCUGAUCGUAAGCCAGGUUCGGGUCUCUUUAUACCACCCGUACCAAAUUAGGGUCCACUGUCCCACAUAAUCUUCAUAUCAUGUAUUACCUUCCUUUUCUUCCUCUAGUACGCCGAAUCGCGUUCCCACUGUUGGUAUGGGGACCACGGAACUCUAUAUAUACCCCCCCUUUUUUUUCCCCAAAAUAAUUUCUCUCCUUUUAAGCUUUCAACAUGUAACGAAUGAGUUGCAGAGAUGGGUGCGGCCAUAUAAAACUUCGUAAAUCCAUGCCGUCGGUUGAACUUAAAUUGCAGCGUUGGCACGUUGUUGAUAUGCGAGGGUCGGAGGGAAAUUCCCAGCCUUUAAUUGGGGGCACAGACAUUGAUUUGUAUCUAUAUUUGGAACGAGACUUUAACGAUGCUACCGAA